This is a messenger RNA of Durio zibethinus, 5273 nucleotides long. Its product is annotated as RAF-like serine/threonine-protein kinase 20. Gene Ontology annotation, biological process: signal transduction; protein phosphorylation. NCBI's taxonomy places the organism in Eukaryota, Viridiplantae, Streptophyta, Magnoliopsida, Malvales, Malvaceae. Gene Ontology annotation, cellular component: cytoplasm. Gene Ontology annotation, molecular function: protein binding; ATP binding; protein kinase activity. The record is from RefSeq and is a predicted model, not a curated record.
GACUUGUCACCAUCGUCUCUUUUCAGUUUCUAUAAAUCAUCCAAGUCCAGAUCCUUCCCAAAAAAAUACGUAUUCUUUGGGUUUUGACUGAAAUUUUGCAUGAACAAUCCACGUGCCGUCACCCCUAAUCUCUCUUUCUUUAAUUUCUUAUAACUUACGAAAAAAAAGUUGAUUGAAGUCCCUGCCAUUUUCAUUCCCCUUCAGUUUUCUGGAGAAAAUUAAAAACCUCCCUCACCACCCUGAGAAAAAAAGAAGACAAUUUCCAUAAUGAAUUUUAUUUUCGAAACAAAAUAAAAACCAAAAGACCAGAUUCCCAGAGAGAGGGAGGGAGACUGGAAGCAGACAGGCAAAAAGAAAAAAAGUUUGGAACAGAGAAAAGAUUUAUCGAAAGCGCAAAAUAAAAGAAGCCCUGAAUCAAAGGCGACCUAGCACCACCACCGACCCAGUGUCUCUGUCUCUUCUACUUCCAUCGUAACUCUCUCUCUCUCUCCCCUUCUCUCUCUCUGUCUCUCACCGCUUGAAUCUGGUACUUAGUAAUCUUUGUUUUGUGACUUUUGUUUUUAAAACUCUGUUUGUUGCUUUUAGAAAAGAUCCUUUUGUCCGAAAGAAGGUUUAUUGCUGUUUCGUAGAGAUAGUAUGUGAAAAUUUUACUAUAUUUUAAGGAAAGAAACAAUACCCAGAAACAAAAACCCUAGCUUUUUCUCUUCCACACUUGAUUUGCACUACAUUUAAGCUGAUAUCCCGUUUUAGCUGAACCCUAUAUUAUAGAUUAUGGCAUUUGAUCAAAACUCAAUACCGAAAGAUCUAAGACCAUUGAAUGUAGCUAGAACUGUAACUGAAGAGCCCCGCAUUGCGACUGCGGUGGCAGCUACUAGUAAUGCCAGUGGUAGAAAUAUUGGAGGGUUUUUUCCCAACCCAUCUCGGGAGCCUGGGAGUCCUGGUUCCAGGCCUGUUUUUUAUCCAGCAACGGUGACUGAUGCUGGUUUUGUAGGUUUAGGGUAUGGGAAUGCGGUGCCCUUGGCAUCAGGUGUCCCUGCAUGGAGCCCUCACAUGCCGAUGCCUGUGCCAGUGGGGCAUCCAAGUAUGAACCCAGUUGUUGGGGUUGGUUAUAAUCCCAAUUUGAGCAAAAUGGUGGCUGCUGAUGCCGUGGAUCAGGUUAGUAAUGGAGUGGUAGCUGUGCAUGGUUAUAGUCCUAGUUUGGGCAAUGGGAAUAGUGGGAAUGGGAGUGAUCAGGCAAGUAAUGAUAUGGUGCCAACAGGUUUUGAACAUAGUUCCAAUAUGGGAAACAGGGGUAGUGGCGGUGGGAGUGAUCAGUUGAGUAAUGAAUUAAUAGGUGGGCAUGGUAAUAAACCAAAUUUGGGUCUUAGAAGUAAUGGCAGUGGGGCUGAUCAGGUGAGUGAUGAGGGUGGGGAUGAUUCGGUGUCAGGGAAAAAGGUUAAGUUCUUGUGUAGUUUUGGGGGGAAGAUAUUGCCUAGACCUAGUGAUGGGAUGUUGAGAUAUGUCGGGGGGCAGACAAGGAUUAUUAGUCUUAGGAGAGAUGUGAGCUUUAAUGAGUUUGUGCAAAAAAUGGUGGAUGCUUAUGGGCAACCUGUGGUUAUUAAGUACCAGCUUCCUGAUGAGGAUCUUGAUGCAUUGGUGUCAAUUUCAUGCUCAGAUGAUCUUGAUAAUAUGAUGGAUGAGUAUGAGAAAGUGGUUGAAAGGUCUUUGGAUGGGUCAGCUAAAUUAAGGUUAUUUUUGUUUUCGGCUUCUGAACUUGACCCUUCUUGUAUAGUUCAAUUUGGGGAUUUGCAUGACAAUGGGCGGAAAUAUGUUGAGGCAGUGAAUGGAAUUGUGGAUGGAGCUGCUGGUGGCAUCACGCGGAAGGAGAGCAUAGCAAGUGUGGCUUCAACACAGAAUUCUGAUUUUAGUGGGGCUGAUGCUGUUGAUAGCAUAGGUGCUGGUCAAGGGGAUGUUACUGGGCCUCCAUCAACUAACAUGUUGUCACCUAGAGGGAAUUCAGGUACUGCUCAUGACACUGCUACAAAAAUGGUGGAUGUGGAUCCUAAUCCUGCUGUUCAUGCAGAUACUUCUGCUGUUCAUUUAGGAAUUCCAAUGGUUAAGUCUGGUCCCCCUCAAACAUUGUGUUCUCAACCUGAGGUUGAGUCAGAGAGGACGGUGCCCCCUACUUCAAAACAGCAGCAAUUGGGAUAUGAUUUGCAGAAACACUAUGCUUCUACAUAUAUUGAUCCUCACCAUGAAGUUAUGAACCGUACUGAUUAUGUGCAUCUUGCGCCUCAAAUGGAGUUCUCGAAUCCUAAGCUGGUGGGGAAUACUGGUUCUAUAUUCGGCCAGCAGCAGUUUCAUGAUAAUGCUAUCCAUCAUCAGUUCAUUCCUGCUUUGCACAUGACAAUGACUCCUUCCACUUCCCAUGUUGGUAUUAGACCAGCACUGGUUCAGCCACUGUUGCCACUGUUGCAACCCCAGCAAAUACCGGUGGAACGCUAUCCUGAUGAAAGCUCAUUCAGAACUAGGGUAAUUCAGCUUCCUGUUGAUCAGAGCCACAGUGUUUAUCAGGCCCAGAUUCCAUCAGCAAUGGUUGGAGGAGGUUAUGCCUGGCCUCAUAUUCCACAAACUGAGCAUGUUGUCUUCUCAGAUGGAUCAUUACCUCGGCACCAAGUAGCUAUUCCUGAGAAGAUCCCAAGGCUAGAGGACUGCUUGAUGUGUCAGAAGGCAUUGCCUCAUGCACAUUCUGAUCCUUUGGUACAGGACCAAAGAGAUAGUGGUGCAACACCUUUGGUAAAUACAAAUUCAAUGUAUCACAGUCUGUGUCCAGAAGAUGCUAUGAGAAUUUCAUCAGUAAACAGAGUUGUGGUGACUGGACCAUUAGGGGAUGGCAUUCUGGAACAAGGAGCUAGGGUUCGACAGCUUGGUCAUGUUGACCAUCAAGUUGGAGGACUUCAGUCAGAGGCAGUUGGAUUCUCUCAAGGUCUUGAUGCACAAAAUGAACAUGAAAGAAAUAUUUCCCCAAGAAUAAAUAAUUCUGAUUAUCCUAGAAUUUCAGCUAGCCAGGGCUUGAUGGGUUUGGCAGGUGAGUUACAAUCACCAUAUGUUUUGCCGACUCAAUACCAGGUUAAACUGGAGGUUCCACAUACUGGGGCAAUUGGCAUUCAAGCUUCAGAACAGCCAGUGCAUGAAGCCUCAAGAGAAUAUCAUGGCAAGAUUCCUUUUGUGCCGAAAGAAGAUAAUGUAGACCCUAAUCAACUGAUUGCAAUUGAUGGGAUGGAGACUCUUAGGAUAAGCAAUGAGCAGAGGAAUUCACCCGUUGAUCAAACAAGAAAAGAAGAUAUCUUGGAUGAGAGAUCUCCAAGAAUAGCUGGGAGAGAGGUGCUUUUGGAUAAUUUCUUUAGCAAACCAAUGGACUCCAAUGAGAUGGCUAUUUUGGGUAAUGUAGUAACACAUGCACAACCAAAAGCUGGAGCACAAAACUUGGAUUCUAUUGAAGUUCGAUACGGGAACCCUACAUUUUCUGGUGUUGAGUCAGCACAUAAAUUGGAUGACGUUAUAUGGAUGCAGCAGAAGACUGUACAAAAUGACAUUAAAGCUGCUCCUUUGAAUGCUAACACCCAAGCUUCCUUUUCACCAUCCAAUAGAGGUAGAGAUGUUUUGGAUUCCUCCAACUCACUUUUUAGCAAUCAAGAUCCAUGGAAUUUACGGCAAGAUACUCACUUUCCUCCUCCUAGACCUAACAAAAUUCAAACAAAGAGAGAAGGAUUAGCUACCAGAGGCCCUUUUGGAGAGAACCAGGUAGUAAUUAGUGGGGAAUCUAAUACCCAAUUGGAAGAUGACGUUUACCAGCCAUUAAGCCAUUUAAACAAGAAUUUCAGUUCAGACGACACACAGUGCACAAAAGGCUCAGCUGAGGAACUCAUCAAGAAAGAACUACAAGCUGUUGCUGAGGGAGUAGCUGCUUCUGUUUUCCAGUCAUCUACCCCUUUCAGUCCUGACAUACCAGUAGAGAUCAAUGCAUAUGGUUAUGAAGGCAAUCAAGAAACAGAUAUUUCAACUAGUGACAUUGAAAUGCAGCAUAAAGCUAAAUUUGAGGAAGUCGAGACCAACCAGCCAGACAUAAAAAAAUUUGGUUUUCGAGUUUCAGAUGGCAUUGGUUGCUUGCAGCAGAUUAUAAAAAACAGUGACCUUGAAGAGCUGCGAGAGCUUGGUUCUGGCACCUUUGGUACUGUUUAUCAUGGAAAGUGGCGGGGCACUGAUGUUGCAAUUAAAAGAAUCAAUGACAGAUGUUUUGCCGGAAAACCUUCCGAGCAAGAACGCAUGAUUGAUGAUUUCUGGAAUGAGGCGAUUAAGCUUGCUGACUUGCAUCAUCCCAAUGUUGUGGCUUUCUAUGGUGUUGUGCUCGAUGGUCCUGGUGGCUCUGUGGCAACAGUGACAGAGUAUAUGGUUAAUGGUUCUUUAAGAAAUGCUUUACAGAAGAAUCAAAGGAAUCUUGAUAAGCGUAAGCGACUUUUAAUUGCCAUGGAUGUGGCGUUUGGAAUGGAGUAUUUGCAUGGAAAGAAUAUAGUGCACUUUGAUUUGAAGAGUGAUAAUUUACUUGUCAAUCUUCGAGAUCCUCACCGCCCAAUAUGCAAGGUUGGUGAUUUGGGCCUAUCUAAGGUGAAAUGUCAAACUCUGAUCUCGGGUGGUGUCCGUGGAACACUUCCAUGGAUGGCACCAGAACUUCUGAACGGCAGCAGCAGUCUUGUCUCAGAGAAGGUUGAUGUGUUCUCCUUCGGUAUUGUGAUGUGGGAGCUUCUCACUGGAGAAGAACCUUAUGCAGACUUACACUAUGGUGCUAUUAUUGGUGGUAUUGUGAAUAAUACACUACGCCCACCAGUUCGAGAAUCAUGUGACCCAGAAUGGAGAUCAUUGAUGGAGAGAUGCUGGUCAUCAGAGCCAUCAGAGAGACCAAGCUUCACUGAGAUUGCAAAUGAGUUACGCUCAAUGGCUGCAAAAAUCCCACCCAAAGGACAAAAUCCACAAUAAAGCACACAACCAACCCUCAGUUUCAAAAUGAUUUUGCACAAACUGCUCAUUGUUGGCAUCUUCUGUUUCCUUUGCAUGGCAAUAGGACGAAUAGGUCUUAAAUGUGUUGGCAUGAAUGUACACAUGGUACGAAGUCAUUUCCUUUUUUUUUUUUUAUAUAGAAAAUAUAUUUUCUUGAUUGUGUUGCUGUUGCAGCCCAUCUAAUUGAAAAUUGUCUUUAUAUGCAAUUUAUAUUAUUGGGUAAAUAUAUUGAAAUCGUA